This is a messenger RNA of Schistosoma rodhaini, 1839 nucleotides long. The record is from the annotation of a GenBank genome assembly. NCBI's taxonomy places the organism in Eukaryota, Metazoa, Platyhelminthes, Trematoda, Strigeidida, Schistosomatidae.
AUUGUUUCGUCAGGCUAUACAGAAAGAUGUGUAAAGUAAUCUCGAGUACAAUUUUAGUCCUCUUCAACAUCCCACUUGUGCUUGUUGGUUUAGGACUUGUGGUUUUUGGAGCUUUAAUACGAUGGAAUGAAAAACUUUUGGUUGAGCGAAUUACUCCUACGGUUAUCGAAGAAAUAGAUGAUGAGAAUGCCCGUGAAGCUGCUCAAAAAUUGGUAGAAGAAAGAAUAACUUUAUUUGCUUCUUAUGGUUUGGCAAUUUUCUUGUUCGGUCUCUUUAUUUGCGUAUUGUCGUUAUGUGGAAUAUGUGGAGUAUGCUGCAAAAGUAAAAUCUUACUUGGCUUAUAUGCAGCCUUUCUUCUAGUCAUAUUUUUGGCGCUGCUCGUAUUCACUAUUGUAUUUGGAACACGUAAACACUGGUUCCGUGAUGAGUUGGGUAUAAGUUAUAGAAGAUCAAUUACUAGUGAUUAUCAUAUGGACAAUAAUUUUCCACCGAACACCGGUUUCACUGUAUUUGUUAAUGAAAUUCAACAAAAGCAUAAAUGCUGUGGUUCUUUUGACUAUCGUGACUUCCAAGAUAAUGAAUCAUUCAAACGACAAAAUUAUAAGAUUCCAGCCUCUUGUUGUAAAGACAUAAAAGACAAAGAAUGCUGGGAACGUCCGACAACACAAAAUAGUUAUAAAGAUACUGUAAGUUUUUAUCUUUACUUUUUUCUAUAAAAGAAAAUCGAUAAACACUGGUAUUUUCCAAAAAAAGACUUUAUUUUAGAAGUGAUUCGCGUAUACAACAUGACCACCAUAGAGACAUAUACAGUGGCACCAAUCCUUAACGUUGCACGAUAAAAUAAAAAUAAUAAGUAUUUCGUAGAUGUUAGGCUAACUGACUUAAUAUAACAGAAAACUGGCUCCAUGGUUGUUGUUGUUGUUGUAUAUCGAAGAUACUGAAAACAGUGUCUGAAGAAAUCACAUGUUUUCACUAAGGGAAAUCGCAAAAACAAAUAUCUAUCUAAUAAUGAUGUGUUAGUUAAUACUUUACGAGUACUUGUCUAUGAAUGUGAAAGAAAAGAGUGAUAUCUGAUAAUAAAUGAGGCAUAAAAAUGAAUUUUAGACUUCAGUAACUUCCAGAAUAACUGCUAAAAACACUGAUUAGUUUUGAAAGUGCUAAAUACAGACAAUAAUACCAAAAUACAAAUUUAAAGUGUGAUAUAAACAUAUUCUCUCUACCUAUUUGAACUAUCAAAUGAAAAAGGCCUCAUGGAUAUAACAGUCGGUAAAUUCGAAUAUUUGGUUUAUAUAGAUGAUGCCUGUUUGUUCAUACUUAAGUGAAUCCUUAACUGAUAAAACAAAUUUUUUCAACCGCGCAGGCGGUUAGAUCAAAUAUCGACCUGAAAAGUGCUACUAAUGUCAAAAUGGUUGUUUCGAGUUUCUAUGGUCAGCGGCACAACCAAGCUAUCGAAUUAUUCUUUAUAUCUUAAUUGGUCUGCUAUUACUUACGUUUACAUUCGCGGUUGUCUCUAUUUACUUGCUUACACGAUAUUCAAGGGAGAAAAUGCAAUUGUUAUAAAGACAAACACUUUCACCAUUUCAUUCGCUUUAUAUCUCUGUCUCAUCUAUUAUCCCAGUUGAAUUUAUUUUUAGCACAUACACCCUAUUUAUUUAACGUAUUAUAUACAAAUAUCUAGGAUCAUCAUAUAAAUUUUAAAAUGGGACACUGUCAAUUUAUGAAUAUUUAAAUAUGGUAACAAUUUUUGCCAUCAGUGUACUUCGUACUAAUCGCUUAAACACACAGAAAAGUAGCAAUACAUCCAAAGUUAAAUUGGCGCGAAGUCAAUUUUCGGUUUAG